AAAAGAAAAAAAAUUUCGAUUACUUAUAACUGUUCAUUAAACGAAGAAACAUCAAAGAGAAAAGACACCAAUAAGAUAUCAAGAGGAUUUAAAUUUUAACAUUAUAUACGAAUUUGAUAGUAUAUAAAAUGGAACAAGAUAGAGGUGGUAAUCGAAAACAUGAACAAGAGUCAUCUAAUAUACAACCUAAAAGAGUACAUCGUUUAGAUAGACCAGAUCAAAGUCAACCUCCACAGUAUGAAACAUCCCAGCCUGGACCAUCGCGAGUACAACCAUCAUAUCACUCUACACAGCCAUGCCCGACUACACAACCACACUCGCUUGCAACAUCAUACUUGCCUGCAGUACCACAGCCGUCUUUAUCAUAUCAUUUGGAACCAUCGCAAACUGGAACAUACCAACCUGCAAUAUCGCAAACUGAGACAAAUCAGCCUGGAUUACCGCAAACUGAGACAAAUCAGCCUGGAUUAUCGCAAACUGUAACACAAUACCCUGAACAAUGGCAAACUGAGACAAAUCAGCCUGGAUUACCGCCAAGUGGAACACAAUACCCUGGACAAUGGCAAACUGAGACAAAUCAGCCUGGAUUACCGCCAAGUGGAACACAAUACCCUGGACAAUGGCAAACUGAGACAAAUCAGCCUGGAUUACCGCCAAGUGGAACACAAUACCCUGGACAAUGGCAAACUGAGACAAAUCAGCCUGGAUUACCGCCAAGUGGAACACAAUACCCUGGACAAUGGCAAACUGAAACAAAUCAGCCUGGAUUACCGCCAAGUGGAACACAAUACCCUGGACAAUGGAAAACUGGGACAUAUCAGCCUGGAUUACCGGAAACUGAAACACACUACCCUGGACAAUGGCAAACUGAGACAAAUCAGCCUGGAUUACCGCCAAGUGGAACACAAUACCCUGGACAAUGGCAAACUGAGACAAAUCAGCCUGGAUUACCGCCAAGUGGAACACAAUACCCUGGACAAUGGCAAACUGAGACAAAUCAGCCUGGAUUACCGCCAAGUGGAACACAAUACCCUGGACAAUGGCAAACUGAGACAAAUCAGCCUGGAUUACCGCCAAGUGGAACACAAUACCCUGGACAAUGGCAAACUGAAACAAAUCAGCCUGGAUUAUACCAGCAUGAACUAUUACAAUCUGAACCAAUACAACCUCCUAUAUCAUCCCAUUAUGCUGAAUCAAACCAGCCUUCUGUAUCAAACCAGUCUCCUGGAAAAUACCAGUCUCCUGAAAAAUACCGGUCUCCUAGAAAAUACCAGUCUCCUGGAAAAUCCCAGUCUCCUAGAAAAUACCAGUCUCCUGGAAAAUACCAGUCUCCUGAAAAAUACCGGUCUCCUAGAAAAUACCAGUCUCCUGAAAAAUACCGGUCUCCUAGAAAAUACCAGUCUCCUGGAAAAUCCCAGUCUCCUAGAAAAUACCAGUCUCCUGAAAAAUACCGGUCUCCUAGAAAAUACCAGUCUCCUGAAAAAUCCCAGUCUCCUAGAAAAUACCAGUCUCCUAGAAAAUACCAGUCUCCUGGAAAAUACCAGUCUCCUGAAAAAUACCGGUCUCCUAGAAAAUACCAGUCUCCUGAAAAAUCCCAGUCUCCUAGAAAAUACCAGUCUCCUGGAAAAUACCAGUCUCCUGAAAAAUACUGGUCUCCUAGAAAAUACCAGUCUCCUGGAAAAUCCCAGUCUCCUAGAAAAUACCAGUCUCCUGGAAAAUCUCACUCUCCUAGAAAAUACCAGUCUCCUGGAAAAUCCCAGUCUCCUGGAAAAUACAAGCAUGCUAAACCAUUCCGGUCUGGUGGAUCAUCAUCGUCGCUGAGUGAAAUGUCGCAGUCAGAAAUAUUAUCAUCGGGUAGAUCUUCGGAAUCAAUAUCACAACAGUCUCAGCGUAGUAGAUAUAUGUCAAAAGAUCAAAGGUCAAGUAAGAGAAGACUAUUUGAAGAUGACUGUCCUGCAGGAACUAGUUAUGAAUACGAUGAUCAAACGGAAAGUUUUAAAGAUCAUUCUUCUUCUGAGAGCCGAAUUAAAAAAAUUAAAAAAAAUUCUCCAGAACCAGAAGCAGGUUCAACUAUUAAACUUCAGACAAAUUAUUUCAAGUUUCUAUAUUCUGAAGAUUGGGCUUUUACACAAUAUAAUGUUAAUUUUACUCCAGUUCAAUAUGUUAAGGAAGACCGUAAAUUUUUGCUUCAAAAUAUUGAACCACCACUACAAGGAUGUAUUUAUGACGGUAAUUCAUUAUUUUCAUCAGAAUGUUAUCCUAGAAAAUAUACAGUCAAUUCAAAAUAUUUUGAUAAAAACAAUGUUCAAAAGAAUGUUAUAAUAGUUAUAGAUUAUCAUAAUGUCAUAGAAAUAAAGGAUAGUCAUCCAAACCGUCUAGUGUAUUGUUUCAAUUUAAUAUUUAAGGAAUGCUUAAAUGACAUAAAUCUACGAUCAAUUCGUCAAAAUUCAUAUGAUAAAAACAAUAAAGUGAAAAUUAAGAAUCAUGAUGUAGAAGUGUGGCCAGGUUACUACACAUUUAUUAAGAAACAUGAAAUGGAUACUUAUGUGUGCAUAGAUCCAACGUAUAAAAUUUUGUCUACUAAGUCACUUUUAGAUAUUUGGUAUACAUAUACAGAAGAUGAGAAAAAAAUGGAAAUAUAUUAUAAAGAAGUCAAAGGAUGUAUUGUCUUUACUCAUUACAAUUACAAUACAUAUAGGAUCAUAGAUGUUGACUUUAACUUAUCACCAUUGAGUACAUUUAAACUAAAUCGAUUAGACAAAGAAAUUACAUUUGAACGUUACUAUAAGGACAAAUAUAAUGUAACUAUAUAUGACCUAAGACAGCCUUUGCUCAUUGUAAGCAUGCAACAAAAAUCACGUAAUCUAGCAACUCAGGAUUGCUUAAUUUAUUUAAUUCCUGAAUUGUGUUAUAAAAUAGGUCAGACAAUUGAUAUGAUGCAAGAUAAUAAUGUAUUAAAAAUAAUGUCCAAAUUUACACAAAUGUGGCCUCACCAACGAAUUAAUAAGUUAUUAGAUUUAAAUAAAAAAAUUCACUCUAAACCGAAGACUAUUCAACAAUUAGAUUCAUAUAAAUUAAAAUUCCAAAAAGAUUUGGUUGAAGUUAAAGGACGUAUAUUACCUUAUACAAAAUUAUUUUUCUCUGAAAAAGUUGGAAUAGACGAAAAAUAUGGAAAUUGGUCAUCACUAUUUUAUAAAAAUACCAUGUAUAAUUCUAAAAAAUUAAACAAAUGGAUUGUGAUCUGUACAAAGAAACAUAGAAAUGACUGGAUGACAUUCGAAUAUGUUUUGCUUAAAAAAGCAGAAAAUAUUCAAUUUCACAUGAAAAAACCAAAAUUUGUUGUAAUUGAGAGUUAUAAUGAAAUAAUGGAAACGAUAGAGAAUAGCUGUAUAGAAGACAUACAAUUUGUUGUUUGCAUUACUGAUGACAAGAAUGCACAAAGCUAUCGUGAUCUAAAAAUUAAAUGUUGCAUUGACCGUCAAAUUCCAUCACAGAUGAUUUUUUCGCAAAACUUAAUAUCUUCAAAGAAAGAAUCCAUAGCUCAUAAGUUAGUUGUUCAAAUGAAUUGUAAACUUGGUGGAGCUCCAUGGUAUGUCGAUUUGCCAUCGGUAUUUUCGGAAUUAAUGGUGAUUGGUUUUGAUGUUUGUCAUGAUAAAAGAUCUAAAAACUUUGAUAUUAGUGCUACUGUAGGUACUUUAGACAAACAUUUAACCAAAUAUAUCAAUGCUAUAAGUAAACAUAAAAAGGGUGAGGAAUUAUCAAAUAACAUGGCUAAUCAUAUUUGUAAUUUUAUAUUAGAAUAUAAAAAACGCAAUAAAGGUAAAUAUCCUAAACAUAUUGUGAUCUAUCGCGAUGGUAUUGGCGAGAGUCAAUUCAAGACAGUCUAUAGUCAAGAGGUAAAUAGCAUAAAAAAGAGAAUUGCUGAAGUAUAUGGAAAAGACAUUAAAAAGGCAAUAAAAAUGGCAUUUAUAAUCGUUAACAAACGAGUGAAUACACGAUUUUUUUAUCAGAACAAAAAUCCGCCAUGUGGUACAAUUGUGGAUGACGUCAUAGUUACUAAUCCAGUAUAUCCAAAUUUUUUUAUCGUAUCUCAAUACAGUACACAGGGCACUGUUACGCCAACAUCGUAUAUUAUAAUUGAUGAUAAUCUUGAUUGCACUAUAGAAAUGAUUCAACAACUGACGUACAAGCUAACCCAUAUGUACUACAAUUCGUUUAAUACUAUAAGGGUACCAGCUCCAUGUCAAUAUGCACAUAAGCUUGCAUAUUUCAUUGGUGUACAUUUACAGAAUGAACCACCCGCUACACUGAAUGAUGUUUUAUAUUAUUUGUAAUUUCGUAUCUCCAUUUCUGUUAUUUACAAAGGGAUAUAUACACAUUAUACGUAAAUAUAAUACAUAUACGAGAUGCAUCUAAAAAUUAAUGAGAUUGAUUUUGAAAAAUAUUUAUAUAACACUUAAUGAAAGGAUCCACAUUAUCAUCUGCAAAAUAGUUACCU
Molecule: messenger RNA, 4498 nt
Organism: Vespa crabro (European hornet)
Lineage: Eukaryota; Metazoa; Arthropoda; Insecta; Hymenoptera; Vespidae
Product: piwi-like protein Siwi
Exons: 11
Coding region: 129-4334 (1401 amino acids)
Biological process (GO): regulatory ncRNA-mediated gene silencing
Cellular component (GO): P granule
Molecular function (GO): protein binding; piRNA binding
Source: RefSeq, a predicted model, not a curated record